AUGCAUCGCUACCUCGCAUCCAUGGGGCUUGUGCAGAAAACUCUUGUCGCCCGUUUCCUGCAGUCUCACUACGCGGUCGCACUCAUAGAGCGCAGAGACUUAGGUGGCGUCGAUCUCAUCUUGGACCACCAUACCGCCGUAGUUUACGUCUCCUUGCCGGCUUUACCAUCUGACCAUCGAAAUCUGCUCGACAUGCUGACUAGCAUCUCUUGGCGAUACUCG
Messenger RNA from Punctularia strigosozonata HHB-11173 SS5, 222 nucleotides. RefSeq lists its product as uncharacterized. The transcript has a single exon. The record is from RefSeq and is a predicted model, not a curated record. The annotation marks the transcript as partial. NCBI's taxonomy places the organism in Eukaryota, Fungi, Basidiomycota, Agaricomycetes, Corticiales, Punctulariaceae.